CAAAAAAAUUUGAAACACUAAAAUGUAUGCAAGCACCAAUUCUGAAUAAAGCAAAAUGGACGAGCCCAAUCAACCACAACAUCACCAUAACGUUAGCGCAUUUGCAAAUGUGUUUUAGUUUAUUCGCUUGGAGACGUUAAUCGCCUUGAAAGUUGCAAGUUACCAACAUUCAAUUACAACAUAAUUUGCUGAUGUUGCUUAUGCGGUCAUAAGUUUUGCUACGACAUCUUAAAUUAAUCGAAUGAAUAGUGAAUGCAGUGAUUUAUUAACUUUUACACCAACGUUUUGCAAACUCCUUGCAUCGAGAUAAGCAAUGCAAGCAAAUUAUCGGCAGCAAAUAUACAUUAUAUAUACUUGUUAUCAGAGUCGCUAAACUCAAAGAAACAUUAAUAUUAUUUGGGCUUAUGAUAUAAAUAGUAUUUUAUGAGAAAUCCAAAACAAUUAAAACAUGUAGGAGAUCCUUUUAUUACCAAGAAAUUAAUUUCCCUAGCCAUAUAAUACAUAUUAGACUACAGAGGUUUAGAUAAAAACAUCAGUAUUUAUAUUGUAUCGUCAUAAAAAAUAGAUUUUAAGCGUAUUUUUUAUGCGAUUUACACCUUGUGAUAGCGUGGGGCAUAGCGUGGUUUCAGAUCUCAACUGCAUGAUAACGGAUAAUGCAGAGUGGCAUAUUUGCUAAACAUAAACAAUGAACAAAAGGUAUACAAAUGCCUGAUUAGACUCCGUUAUAUAAAGAAAUUCUUUUGGAUAAAUAACAUUCUCAAGCGACUGCAUACCGUUAAAGCGAUCUUUCGCAGAGUAAAAUUCAAAAUGUUCAAACUUUUGGUCCUAGCAUUAGUCUUUGCAAUAACACAGGGGACUUUAGGGCUAACCACUGAUGAACGAAAGUAUUUUAAAGCAAGACCUUACCCGGAACAAAAUACCGGAAUACAAGGAACAGUGAGUGUCGAUGACGACCCCAGGGAUGCAAAAGUAUUGAUCCUGCAGAGCAAUGGAAUUCCUGAUCACGAUACAGGAACUUUCCCCGCACCAUCAAACCCCAAUUCAAUCGAGGUUCAAUCGUUCAAUUGGAGAAUACCGAAGAAUCCAACAAUACAACUUGAAACAUCUUGUUUACCUAUGGGACCAAUAGCGAUGGCAACGAAUGGUGUGGCAAUUUACAAUCCAUUCACUAUCGGAUGUUGUGAUGCAGGAACUGAGGAACUCGACUUAUUCGACAUGUGCACUGGCCACCCAUCGCCAUCUGGGCAAUAUCACUACCACAUAUUUCCGAAGUGCUUAAAGGACUUCGGUGAUUUUAAUUCGACUAUUUUCGGUGUUGCAUUCGAUGGAUUUCCAAUUUACGGACCCGAAGAUGAAUUUGGUAACGAACUCACAAAUGCUGACCUGGAUGCUUGUAAUGGUAGAACUGACACUUAUGGCAAUUACAGAUAUCACAUCACAAACGAAUACCCAUAUUUCAUGGGAUGCUACAGUGGACGAGUGAGAAAGGACGUUGGCAAUAAUGUUGGAUCAACAACGGAUUGCCAGUGUCUCGAGCCCGUUGAUGUUUGUACAGAGUUUGGCGGUGGUGGAGGUGGCGGACCACCUCCUCAUCCUGGACAAAUAAUCAUAGAUGAUCCUGGCGAUGGGGCUGGGGCAAUAUCUGCAAAUAUUGCAGUACUGGUUAUGGCGGCAUCUACUGCAAUUUUCAGAAUACUCUAUGAAUGAAUAAAAAAAAUAUUGGUAACAGA
Molecule: messenger RNA, 1730 nt
Organism: Styela clava
Lineage: Eukaryota; Metazoa; Chordata; Ascidiacea; Stolidobranchia; Styelidae
Source: RefSeq, a predicted model, not a curated record